AUGGCAGAAACAAAGGCCAACCUCCAGGCGAACUGGAUCUGGGUCCCCGGGUGGAUUGAUUCGGGCGACACAGCGGGGAAGAUCGUCCGCUUCAACCGCUCCGUCAAUCUUGCCUCGCGACCGACUCGUUCGCUUUUACACUUCUCUGCUGACACACGGUACAAACUCUAUGUCAAUGGGAAACACGUCGCUGUAGGGCCCAGCAGGAGCAGUCCGCUGAUAUGGUAUUACGACACGCUGGAUAUCGCGCCUUACCUGCAAGAGGGACAGAAUGAGAUUGAGUUCGUCGUCGUUCGCUAUUUCGCGGCUUCGCGAAGCGCGAUGCCGUUUGAGAGAACUGCUCUGCCGGGUUUGACGGUCGUGGGGCAGAUCGAGAUCGGUGAUGAGAUCGUCGAUCUUAGCUCGAAGGAUGGCUGGACUGCCUAUGUUAACGAGAGUAUUCGAUUUCCGAUGGGGUUGGCUGAUGAUGUGUUUCUCCAUAUCAGCGAGCGCGUUACCCCGACCGAGCCCGCGACCGCGAUGAAACCGGUCGCGUACAAUAUGCGGACACUCAAUGGUGAUAUUCCGCCGUGGAACCUGCAUCCGCGGGUCAUACCGAUGCCCGAGUCUACUCCGAUCGUGGUGAAUACAAUCAGAGCAUGCGAGAGCAGCGCUGGUGCGAGCGAUUGGGCGGCAUUUUUGGGUGGGGAGAGCUCUCUAGUACUUCCAGGUAACUCGACACACAAGGUCGAUGUACAAGCCGAUGUUCACUCGACUGCUUUCCUCCGAUGGGCUUUCAAGGCUGCUAGUGGACUUUCUCAGCUGAAGCUCAAGGUGACAUACUCCGAGGGCUAUGAGCUUGAGCCUCGCUCGUACCCAUUCUUCAGAUCCAAAGCCGACCGGCUCGAUGCGAGCGUCGGCCAUAUCAUCGGUCCGUACGACGAGGCGACGCUGGAUAUUCCCGAUACAGAGAGCGUGGUAUACGAACCAUUCUGGUUUCGAACGUUCCAUCUUCUGCGACUGGAGAUCACUAUAGGACCUGGGCCGAUUGAACUAAUGUCCUUUGACGCGACUCAAGUCAACUAUCCCAUGGCCAUCAAGGCCAGCUGGAAUCAGCCUGGAGAUGCACACAGCAAUCAAAUGUGGGACGUCUCGAUCCGAACUAUGCGUAACUGCAUGUUCGACGGGUAUUCUGACUGUCCAUUUUACGAGCAACUUCAAUACUCUGGAGACAGCAGGUCUGUCGGACUCUUCCACUACCUCCUCUCAGGCGACGAUCGCCUGAUGCGACAAGCCAUAACGAACUUUGCCGCUUCGGUGACUCCACUGGGUCUAACGCAGUCUCGAUUCCCUUCGCACGUCCCGCAAGUCAUCGCCGGUUUCUCGCUAUACUGGAUUCUGCAGGUCUGUGAUCACCAUUUAUACUUUAACGACACAAAGUAUGCACGAGGCUUUAUCCCUCGCAUCGACGGCGUCCUCGACUUCUUCGAUGCACAUAUAGAUGAAUUGGGGCUCGUCAGUGGAAUGCCAGAGAUUGUAUGGCAGUACGUCGACUGGGUGACAACUUGGGGAGCGACAGACGACCACCCAGAUAAGGGUGUACCGACUUCCGGUCGCAAGUCCAACAGACAUACAUACUUCAGCUUGCUUUAUGGGUAUGUGUUGCAAAAGAGCGCUCGUCUAGUGCGGCAACUCGGUCGGCCAGGACACGCGACCGAGUACGAAGACCGCUCUGCGUCUGUGCUGCAAGCCGUUCGAACUCACUGCUGGGACGGACAGUUCUUCACAGAUUCCACGGCUGAUAUUGCUGAUGAACACGCCUAUUCGCAGCAUUGUCAGGUAUUUGCUGUUCUCGCUGGAGUUUUGGAUACUACAGAGAGUGCGCGCAUCUUGGCCACUUCACUCACAGACCCCGAAUUCUCGAAAUGCUCGUAUGUGAUGCGUUUCUAUGCGUUCAGAGCACUUUCAUCGGUUGGUAAUGGGGUUUAUGAAUAUUUUUGGGAGCGCAUGUGGGCCCCUUGGCGUGGAAUGCUGGCGAAUAAUCUGUCGACUUGGGAAGAGGACGAUGUCAGACAGCGCUCAGAUUGUCAUGCUUGGGGGAGUGUGCCGGUUUAUGAGUACUGUGCUGAGGUUGCUGGUCUUCAACCCUUGGAACCUGGCUGGUCCAAGGUCUUGUUCAAGCCCCGGUUGAGUCUGGCUGAGACUUUGGAGGUGAGUGUGGCUUUGGGAAGUGAUAAUGUUGCUUCGGUGUCAUGGAAGCCAGAUCAGGCGGGCCGAAAACUGGUUGAGCUUAGGCUUCAAAAGUCUGUUGAGUUACUUGUGCAGUAUCCAAAUGAGGACGGUCUGAAAAGCCCUGGGGUGGUGGAUCUCGUCGAGUUCUCUGUGGUGGAAUGA
Messenger RNA from Penicillium brevicompactum, 2373 nucleotides. RefSeq names its product putative rhamnosidase B. Bases 1 to 2373 code for a protein of 790 amino acids. The transcript has 4 exons. Gene Ontology annotation, biological process: carbohydrate metabolic process. Lineage: Eukaryota; Fungi; Ascomycota; Eurotiomycetes; Eurotiales; Aspergillaceae. The record is from RefSeq and is a predicted model, not a curated record.